Cetraspora pellucida is the source of this 624-nucleotide messenger RNA. Lineage: Eukaryota; Fungi; Glomeromycota; Glomeromycetes; Diversisporales; Gigasporaceae. The record is from the annotation of a GenBank genome assembly.
AUGACUCAGUUUACUUUUACUCCUAAUGAAGGAAUGCAAUUUGCAAAAAGCCAUCAAAAAAAUGAUCAAGGAGGAGUAGAUGGUUGCUCUGAUGCUCUUGUAAUUCCUAUUCCACCUGAUCCUGAAAACUACUAUCUUUUAAAAGAUGAAUGGUAUCUCGAUUCUCAGUUAGGCGAAAAGUCAUGCCAAUCUCUCAUGAAAAAUAUUUGUGCCACAGUUAAUAUUAACUUGGAAGGUCGGGAUAUUGUUAAUCAUUCUGGAAGAUCUACACCAAUUACUUCCCUAUUUCAAAAAGGUGUUCCAACAGUUACAACUAUGUCAUUGACUGGACACAAAAGUGAAUUAUCAUACAGGAUUUAUGCAUGGCCAUCGCAGCAACAAAAAGAGGAGGCUCUAUCAUUAUUAAUAAAUAAUGUUGGGACCUUACCCUUAAAAAAUUCUAAUGUUUCAAGUAGCCUAAAUUCAUCAAAUAGCUUGAAAGUUGCAAAUAAUUCAGAAGCUACUACAAAUAAUUCAAGGGUUCCAAAUAUGCAAAAUUCUGAAGAACAAGAUUCAAUUAAUAAUGGUGGUAACAAGAUGGUCAAAAAUUAUUAUAUUAACACUGAAAGUGUUACUAUCAAUUAA